Sipha flava (yellow sugarcane aphid) is the source of this 3560-nucleotide messenger RNA. Its product is annotated as SEC14 domain and spectrin repeat-containing protein 1-B. The transcript has 15 exons. The coding region runs from base 523 to 3342 and encodes 939 amino acids. NCBI's taxonomy places the organism in Eukaryota, Metazoa, Arthropoda, Insecta, Hemiptera, Aphididae. The record is from RefSeq and is a predicted model, not a curated record.
CCGUCCUGGCCGGUGCCCGUGUGCCGCCGUGCCACCGUCGUCGUCGCCGCCAGCAUCGGCAAACAGGUUUUCUCGUGCGGUCUCCUUGUUUUUUUUUUUUUAUUUUCCCCAUCGGCGCGCCGACGACCAGUAAUCUCGAGACCUGCAGUGCGCGCUCCGCGGUGGUGUAACGACCGAGUGUAAAAGUUCCGUACGUACGCGUCGGUGCCGCGAGUACAUUGCACACGCCUACCGAGCGAGUGCGCCGGAAAACCGUUGAUUUUUUUUUUUUGAUUUUUAAAUUCCUUCCAGUACAGUUUUUUUUUUUUUUUUUGUUUUUGUCUCCUCCUCUAUCUUGUACACGCACACGCGUGCACGUGCACGGUACGUUGUUUUCGAAACGAAGUUUUUCGGUGUUCGCGAUGUGAACCGUACGGAUAUUGCUCGGCGGCAAGGAGAUCGCGAGGAUUCAUCGAGCCCGGGCACCACGUAGCCGCCGUACCCGUGUGCACAUCCUGACGACGCUGCAGUGCACGUGGUGGCAUGGAGGCGGCCGACAUCUUACCCGUGCUCCAAGAGCGCGUUGCCACCGUGCCCGGAGGCCGAGAUCUGGACGGAAGGCCGUUGAUUGUCGUUGUCGUGCAGCCGUGGAUCAACGGGCAUCUGGAUACGGCGCUCAGAUACUAUUUGUCUCUAUUCAGUCCAGAAACAAGACAGUCUGGCCUGUGCGUUGUGCUGGACGCUCAACGGAGUACAUGGAAGACGACCAAGAGUGUGAUGCAUAAAGUGUUCGAAAUAUUGGACGUUAACAUCGGUACGAUGUUGAUCGUCAGACUAGACGUGUUUUGGGACAAACAGCGAGUAGAGAACUGUACGAAAUCCAGGACCGAAGGAGAGCCCAUUUUUGUGCCAUUAUCGAGGAUUCACAAGUACGUGGCACAUGAUCAAUUACCCGUAGAUCUAGGUGGUUCUUGGACUUACAGCCAUGAACAGUGGAUACACAAUCGCGUAAGAGUCGAAGAGUUUAUCAAGAGUUCGGAAAACGCCGUAUCUGACAUGGAAAAAUUGCGACAACACCUGAUCAAUAACCAGGAUUUGCUCAAACACAGUACGGCCGAUAUCGUAUUGACUGUGUCCGGUGAGAAGUUUAAUAUAGUCAUCGAGCACGUGAAAAAAGUUUCUCAAACCGGUCAGAUGGUGUGCCAACGAAUUGAUAAAAUAUACGCAGACCAAGGACAGCUGUUCCCACAGGAUGUAUUGGAUACCAAAGAAACGCUCGACCGAUACAUGAGAAUUCUCCACGACAAAAUGAUGAUCGUCGUCGACUGUUGGAACGGCGUGCAAAAAAAAGUCGACUGCAUUAAGGAAAUGCGAUACUUGGAACAAGGCAUCAAACACGUUGUUAAUUGGAUUCUAGGACCUGGUGAGGAAAUGUUGAACGGCAAACAACAAGUCGGUUACGAUAUUGUAUCAGCAGAAGAGUACAAAAGAAAUCACGAAGCGUUCGAACUCCAAUGUCGUGACACGUAUGGUCAUUAUGCCGAACUAUUGCACAAGAUCAACAGUCUCUCGACUACGAACUCGCAGUGCUACAAAGACCUAUUGGCGCAGCGGGAUUUCAUGGAUUUCGUGUGCCGCAGUUUUGCCACCCGAUUAGAGAGGAGGAGGAAUCUACUGAUCACGUCUGCUCGUUUCUUCCGGUUGGUCGCAGAGUAUUUCCAGACUACGAGUGACGUUUACGAGACUUUGGUGAUGGGCACGGACAUCGAAGCUUUGGAGUCACCAGACCACACUCUAGUACAGUUGAGAGAACAGCAAGAAAAUAUCGAACAAAUCGAAAGAGAUCUGGUGAAAGAAGGUGAAAAAUUGUCCGACAUGUUAUCGAUGCCGGUCAAGAAUGCCAUGGGUGUUGCUUUAAAUGUCGAUUACGAAGCAGACAUAGUGAACGUGUCUGAAAUAUUAGAAAUGACUAAGGCUAGGUGUCAACUGUUUUGUGAUAGUGUUGAAUUACAGAGGUUGACAUUACAACAGGUUUCGUAUGUACUUAACUACGAAACGGAUGCUUCACAAGCGAUUCAGUGGUUAGAAGACUUGUAUCACGUUCUGCUCAAAUCUCAUUAUCAUGUGGGAUCCGACGCUGAAGAAAUACAAGCUCAAAAAGAAGAACACCAGGCAUUCCAAGAAACCGCAAAGGGUACGUACGAUUACGGUUGUCAGUUGCUGAACGCUGCGUUAGCCCUGCGGCAGUCUUGUAAACUGACCGAGACGAGAAACGCCACACUAGCCAACAGCCUGUGGCAGUCCUGGAAACAACUCGACGACAUCAGCCAAGAACAGUUGACGCGGUUGCGAGUGUCCGCCGUGUACCACAGGAACGUCGACAAGUACUGCGGACAACUCAGAGAGCUAAUGGAAACCGUGCAGACCAUUCAGGAUGAGAACAACAACAACACGAGUAAACACAAAGGUCGACUGCGCAAAUGUCUCGUGUCGCGCGAGAAAAUCCUGUUGGAGGUCGGCCGCACUGUCCGCCUAGGGCGCAUGCUCAAAACCAGACUCCGCGAACCUCUUUGCGUUCAACACAAGAACGAAGAUUUGCGGUAUCUCAACGAGAGCGCGGUGGACUCGGUUUGCCAGAAAUUGGCUGUGGUCACCGAACUAGCAGAACAAUUGGAUUUCACCCUGUCCGGGUUGGCCCAAAGUACCGUUACUCACGUGCUAGACGAUUCCAACGGAAACGUCACCCAGGAGUGGUACGUCAACUUGAACAAACCGAACGACUGCAGCAAGGAAGAGCUGCCGUCUGAGACGAAAACUAUUGAAAACAACUGCAACGACAACAGCAACAUCAUCAACAACAGCAGCAGCAGUAGUAGCAGCAACAAUAACAACAACAGUAGCAGCCGAUCGGAUGCCGAGGAGUUUGUUACAGCUUCCGAUUGUACCGGCACGCCGCCGUCCAGAUCGUCUUCGUAUCACACGCCAUCCGAUGGCGAGGCGACUUCCAACUCGCCGUGGUGGGAACUGGACACCAUUAUUGACGCGGACACCACGAUGGACAGCUCGAAGUGCUUGCAGCUCACCGAUGAAUCUCAACAGGACAUCGAUGUGAAGAUCGGGAAAGUUGACGAUGAAUCGGCAAAUACGAGUGGAUCGCAGAAGUCUGCGGAAGACACGACUGGAGAAGAUGAAAGCGGCUGUUCUCUUACGAUCGCGAAUGGAGAAGAGGUUGGUAGUGACGCGAAAGAAGAAAUCAUCAUGUUGUCGCAGAAUUCCGAGUACGAGCCCGAAACUAAUAACAACGAUUGUACAUUUAAUUACAAGCAGAGUUUGACGAAACAGGCUUUGGCCGGAGUCUUCUAGCCGGUGAAUCUCACGAUUUGUUUUUAGUUUGUAUAAUAUUAUGUUCUAAUUUUAUAUUAUGACGCACCAACAAGACUGGUACGAGACAAUAACGUCUUAUUUUUAAUUAUGUUUAAGAUGCAAUUAUUAUUAUUUGUUAUAAAAUUCAACGAAUCAUGUUUAUAUAAAAUAUAUCGUCACAUUGUAAUAGUCAAACAUUUGUCCGAUUACUUAAUUUU